CGAUACUUUGGUGCCGUUUCUCCCUUUGCACUUCAAGAAGCGCGAACUCUCUUUCAGUCACAAGUUUUCGCCCCCACCCUUCAGGAGCCGAAGGAUGAAGAUUUAUCCGUAUUCCUAAGUAUAAGUGGUCUUGCUACCUGUAGAGCGAGUGAGGUGUCCUCCGCGUCGGCAGCAUAUAUGCUCAAGGGAAGAGGGCGGGGGAAGGAGUUCCUGAAUCGAGCACAUUGGAAUGUAACCUUGCCCUUAGUGAGGUCAGAAAUCAUUAAGUCGGGGCCUCCAGACUACACCGGGAGAAGCAGAAGCAUAGUUCAGAACGCAAACGAAUGCCAAGAAUGCUCAGUGAGUCAAAGGACCUGUCAAAAAGCAGUCAGGUACUCGUGACUAGGCGGACUCAUGGCUGCAGCAAACAUUGACUCAUUGAAAUUAAGGGGGCCGGCCGACUGGGCUUUCCUCCAUGAGACAGUAACUUGAAAAUGUCCAUUUGCCACAUCCGAACGCGCAGUAUGCGGUCAGCAUCUGGGUCUAGGGCAGUACAUGGAGGAAGAAUGAAGAGGACUAAGGUGUGUCAUCCAGAUUCCAGUUCAGGCCCUGGGUAUACAAAUACGAGGACGAUUCCAUUCCUGCCUUCGGAAUAACAAGUACUCACUGUAAUCGGGAGAGGUGGGGUGUAAAGGACGCACAACCACUGGGAUUCACAGCCACGUGAUAAGGCUAGAUUAUGUGACCUUUCUUCAACCCUGGAUCCCUAGAACCAAGGACUGCGCCUCGCAAAUAGGUGUUCAGUAAAUACUUGCUGAAUGGACAAAGACAGUUUACGGGCACAGAGAGGGCGACUAUAACACUGGGAGUUGUAAAAAGCUCCAAAGAGGACAUACUAUUUGAGUUGUUUUGAAGGAUGAAUUUAAUCUCCAUGAAGGAGGAAUAAAGACAUCUGAAUUUAUCUCUCUUCCAAGAAAUCCAUACUCGUUGUUCUUUUUCACCGUGGAUCCAGAGCAGCAAGCCCUACCAUGCGUAGAGUGGCUUUAUCCACAGAAUCAAGCAUCAAAAAGGCCUGGGAGCAACUGUGAAAAGUUCGCUUGAAAGUGCAAGCUCACUGCCACCUCUGAAUAAGUUAUAUGGAAUCUUUACAUCUUUUCCCACCUUUCAUGACCCGAUUUUCUGCUGGAGCAAUUUUCUCUUUGGUUCUUCGAGUUGAGCGUAACAGACGGUAUAGCGUGGGAGGUAGGAGGGAGAAUAAAGAAAGUGGUUAGAAGUCCCCUGGAGGAUGUGGGUAGGUCCAGGGAAGCUCCUGGUUCAGCGAUGAGAGCAGUGAUUUUCCCAGGUUACAGCGUCUGACCUAAGGGAAGGAUAUGCACAUCCCUAUAGGUGUCGUCAGCUCAAGCGCUGUGGUAGUUUACUCUAGCAGAGCAACUUCUAAGGCUUACGUUCCAAUUUAUAGAUCUGACGAGAUCCCGCUGGGAUUCAGGGAAGAAAGCGUUAAUCUCUGCAAGGUUUUCCUGUCACCAAAAAGUCACACCCUCUCAAGACGUCUACUUAGUCCACUCUCGCGAGAGUAUGAAAAAAAGUUCCGUCCUCCUGGAGCCGGCGUCAGAGAUUCCGACUCGAGCCCCGCCCCCUGGAGCCUGCGGGCGCUCGAUUGGUCGACGAGUCUCUCCAGACGACUCCUGAAGAGCUGCCAUGUCUGGGAAUUUUGCAUCUUCCUCAGAGCAGAACAACAGCUGUGAAACAAAAACCUCAAACCUUCGAAUAUCAGAGAAGAAAUGUUCGUGGGCAUCCUACAUGACCAACUCCCCGACUCUCAUUGUUAUGAUUGGCUUGCCAGCCCGGGGAAAAACCUACGUGUCCAAGAAACUCACGCGUUACCUCAACUGGAUUGGGGUACCCACCAAAGUGUUUAACCUUGGGGUGUAUCGGCGCAAAGCAGUCAAGUCCUAUAAGUCCUACGACUUCUUCCGGCACGACAAUGAGGAGGCCAUGAAGAUCCGCAGGCAGUGUGCUUUGGUGGCACUGGAAGACGUUAAGGCGUAUCUCACUGAGGAGAACGGGCAGAUUGCGGUGUUUGAUGCCACCAAUACCACUAGGGAGAGGAGGGACAUGAUUUUGAACUUUGCCAAGGAGAAUUCCUUCAAGGUAUUCUUCGUGGAAUCUGUCUGUGAUGAUCCUGAUGUCAUCGCUGCCAACAUCUUGGAGGUAAAGGUGUCGAGCCCUGACUACCCUGAAAGGAACAGGGAGAAUGUGAUGGAGGAUUUCCUGAAGAGAAUUGAGUGCUACAAAGUCACCUAUCGACCCCUCGAUCCAGACAACUAUGACAAGGAUCUCUCUUUCAUCAAGGUGAUAAACGUGGGCCAGCGGUUUUUGGUGAACAGAGUCCAGGACUACAUCCAGAGCAAGAUCGUCUACUACCUCAUGAACAUCCACGUGCAGCCCCGCACCAUCUACCUCUGCCGGCAUGGAGAGAGCGAGUUCAACCUCCUGGGCAAGAUCGGGGGGGACUCUGGCCUCUCGGUGCGGGGAAAGCAGUUUGCCCAGGCUCUCAGGAAGUUUCUGGAGGAACAAGAGAUAGCAGACCUCAAAGUGUGGACGAGCCAGUUGAAGAGGACUAUCCAGACUGCUGAAUCCCUGGGGGUGACUUAUGAGCAGUGGAAGAUCCUGAAUGAGAUUGACGCUGGCGUGUGCGAGGAGAUGACCUAUGCAGAGAUUGAGAAGCAGUACCCGGACGAGUUUGCACUUCGAGAUCAAGAGAAAUAUCUGUAUCGAUAUCCUGGCGGGGAGUCAUACCAGGACCUGGUGCAGCGGCUGGAGCCUGUCAUCAUGGAGCUGGAGCGGCAGGGCAAUGUCCUCGUUAUCUCCCACCAGGCUGUCAUGCGCUGCCUCCUGGCCUACUUCUUGGAUAAGGGCGCAGAUGAGCUGCCGUACUUGAGGUGCCCUCUCCAUACCAUCUUCAAACUUACUCCCGUCGCCUACGGGUGCAAAGUGGAAACAAUUAAACUCAAUGUGGAGGCUGUGAACACUCACCGUGACAAGCCAACUAACAACUUCCCCAAGAACCAAACCCCUGUAAGGAUGAGAAGGAACAGCUUUACGCCUCUGUCCAGUUCGGAUACAAUAAGGCGUCCAAGAAAUUACAGUGUUGGGAGCCGGCCCCUCAAGCCCCUCAGCCCUCUCCGUGCCCUGGACAUGCAAGAAGGGGCCGACCAGCCGAAGACCCAAGUCAGCAUUCCGGCAAAGGCCGUGCUGGCUGUGCACAGGCCCUCCUCGGCAGCAUCCCUCACAUCGCUCUGCUGAUGAUGUGGAGGCUGGGGCCAGACCUCUCCGGGGCACUGGGAUCUGCUGAAAAGCUUGGGAUGUCAGCUCCACGGGGGCGUGAACAGGAAGUUAAAUGAGGAUUGGAUAUUUGGAACCACCAAAAUGAGGCCUGGAAAAGCAUCACCACAUUUCUUCCCCUCAUGCCUAAUGGAAAUAUUAGUUACACCGACAAACUUAACUUCUCUGUGCCUCAAAACGUUUAAUGGCCAGAACUGAUUAGUUUUUAUUAUCCCUUUGCCGGGUUUGGCCCAGGUUGGCCAAUCGUGUUCUGUUUUGGCGUUUAGUGUCCUCCCUGUGACUAGCCCUGGCUGGCUGUUCUUUGGCUAAAGUGCAGACGCACCUCCCCAGAUUUAAUUGUUUCUGACGGGAGGGCUGAACCCCAGCAAGCUUUUGCUGUGCCAGGAGAGCCGGGCUCCGCAUCCAUUCCGGGGGCGCAGGCUAGAGGACAAUAUACAUACAUUAGCAGUCACUUUUUUGUCAUGUUGGAAAGGAGACAGAUUGACCAGGUGAAUGGAGGGACCUGAGAACGUCAGUCCCUAAAGCGUCUCUUCUGCUGUGAGAGAGGAGCAGUGUCAGCAGCAGCCUUUCGUUUAGAGAAGUUCUUGUUGCCGGCCCCUCGAGGGCAGGAGCUGACCGCAAGACUGCCCAGAGUGCGUGCCCGUCUUCUAAGUUCUCUUUUGCCGCUGCUGUAUUUUCUGUCUCAUCUGUGUGCCUCUCAUGGCUGAAGAGGGCUAAUGUUGUUCUCUCCACGGGUUGGGAAUGAGGGCUGGAGGGAAAGUAGUGUGCCUUUUACAUCACAUGAAGAAGGAAAGAAGGUUCUCUGGGAAUCGACUCUUCCAGGGAGUUCUUGUGGCUUCAAAACAGAUACAAGGAGACACAUGCUUCUGUAGGGUCUGUCACCAUGUGUGGUCUCUAAGAAAGCUGUGGCUGUGACUCCAAGAGCAAGUGGUCUCUCAUGCCUGCCUCUUAGCUAGUGUCCCUGUUGUGGUCUACCGAUCUCUCAUGUGAAACACUCGGGGAGCUGGAGGGAACCAAGCUCGCAGUGCGUUAGUUUUUUGGUUUCCCUUAGAGAGAAGCUAGGUGACUAUGUCUCUGUGGAUGUGAUUUUACUAUGUCACUAGUCCUGGAGGAGGGCAUGGAAGCUCCAAAGGAUGCUACAUCAUACAAGCAAAAUCUUUUUUUUUAUAGUAAGUUUUUAGCUUUAAAAUUUUUUCCCCUUUCACCCCAGUGCCCACUUGCUGAGCAAGAGGGUGAGCAGCAAGCAAAGUAAUGAAAUGCAGCUUUUCCCAAAUGGUUCUUUUAUACUGUGUUUGAUACAGAGCUCUGCUGCCUAAGAUGUGAUGAGCUGGGCUGCAGGCAGUUCAGCAUCCAGCAGCUGGGAGCUUAUUUUAUGCCCACAAAGCUGCCUUCAGAAAGGCUCGUGAGUGCUCCCAGCAGGGGUUUGCAUCUGGCUGCCUGUGGCAAGCUGGACUGUAAUGAUUUCAUUCUUGUGGUGCAGGCUUCUUUCUGCAUCUAAAUACAGUCUUUGGAUGAUCAGAAAGUGCUUCUAUUUAGUUAUUUAUUCAACCAUGUAAGGUAUUUUCAAGUCCCCAUUAGUGUUUGCAUGUAUUUAAUCAGAAUGUAAGGUAAUCUGUGUUGUCCGUCUGGUAGGAAUUUAGGUGGUUUGAGCUUUUAAGUUUAAUGUCCAUAGUAUGGCCUUAAGUUAAAUUUCCAGAAUAUAGGUAUCUGUCUUCUGUAAAAGGAUAAUAGCUAUGUUAAGGCACAGUGGAUUUCUUUUGAAAACUUUUUUUCUCAUUGAUUUUUAUUAUAAGUUUAAAUCAAGACAUACAUUUCCCUGGAGAAAAGUUUAUCUCCUGGAUAAAUAAAAUCAUGCUAAAUCAUGUGA
Molecule: messenger RNA, 5191 nt
Organism: Equus caballus (horse)
Lineage: Eukaryota; Metazoa; Chordata; Mammalia; Perissodactyla; Equidae
Gene: PFKFB2
Product: 6-phosphofructo-2-kinase/fructose-2,6-biphosphatase 2
Biological process (GO): fructose metabolic process; fructose 2,6-bisphosphate metabolic process
Cellular component (GO): cytosol
Molecular function (GO): ATP binding; 6-phosphofructo-2-kinase activity; fructose-2,6-bisphosphate 2-phosphatase activity
Source: RefSeq, a predicted model, not a curated record